Messenger RNA from Canariomyces notabilis, 1200 nucleotides. Its product is annotated as carbohydrate-binding module family 50 protein. The coding region runs from base 1 to 735 and encodes 244 amino acids. The record is from RefSeq and is a predicted model, not a curated record. The transcript is spliced from 3 exons. Lineage: Eukaryota; Fungi; Ascomycota; Sordariomycetes; Sordariales; Chaetomiaceae.
AUGCAGCCGACAGUCUUGACACUCCUUGCCGCUGGGCACCUCCCGGGACUAGUGACAAUGGUCUCUGCCCAAGCCGUGUCGGGCCGCGAUGUUGACUGUAUGUUUUUCACAUCUCCUACGAGUCACGAUGCCACAUGCGAGACCUUUGCGGCCGCCUGGGGACUUUCUGUCGACGACCUCACGAAGUUGAACCCGGGUAUCGUCUGCCCUGGGCUCGAUACCAGCAAAGCGUAUUGCGUGAUUGGCACCGUCACUGAGGAUCCAGCCCAAACUCCAACAACCACUUCGGCGCCUAGCCCAAGCAACUCGCCUGCCAUGCCAGGUCUGGCCGAGAACUGUGACCGGUUCUACAAAGUUGCGUCAGGCGAUCAGUGUGAUAUCAUCGCCCAGAAACACGGCAUCACCACGAGCCAGUUCUUGACCUGGAAUAGUUUCAUCAACGCUGAGUGCUCCAACCUCUGGUUAGGCUACUAUGUCUGCGUCCACGUGCCCGGUGCGACUACUACAUCAUCUGGAUCAUCCCAACCGACCGGUCAGCCAUCUGAACCCUCGCCCCAGAUGCCUGGAGUUGUCAACAACUGCAAGACUUUCUACCUAGUCAAAUCUGGCGACAGCUGCUGGUCCAUCUAUACGGCGGCAGGUAUCACGUUUGACCAGCUCCGCUCGUGGAACACGCAAAUCGACGAGGGAUGCACCAAUUUGUGGCUGGGAUAUUACAUUUGCAUUAGGACUUAGGUUGCGUAGGGAGGCAUGGACUUGCCAACGGUAGCUGAUCAACUCAGUCACGCCAGGAAAUCGGGAACGAACCCGGCUUCGCGCUCGUGAAUUGGCUAUGUAGGGCCUGGACAUCCUAUAAUCUUAAUACCUAGUCACCUAUAUUGUACAUCCGCUUUACGGCGUUGUUGAAUGGUCUCGGUGGCCGUAGGCUACAGCGGUACCGAAGUUGUGGUGUAACUGUAAACUUCAAAUCCUGGGGUGGACAUUUUCCCGUUUUCUUGUUAUGAUGUUGAGUAGGUGAUGAGACGAGAACGACUCUGCCGUCACGGCUCAUGAACUCAUCCCUGAGCCUGAGUUGCCGUGGGUCUAAAACCGCGUAGUCGCUACUGAGAAAGCCAUGAAAAAGUCGGGCAUACCGGAUACGAGGGAGCACACGGUCCCCGUAACGGACCAUUGUCCAACCUCGCCGUAAAAGACAAGCCG